AUGUCAUAUACAAUAACUGAAGUAAAUGGUGUAAAAACCUACAACUUAUCAGCAGGAAAAACCCUCCCACAAUUUCUCUAAGAAGCAAAAAAAAAAAAUUCAUCAUUAAAAUACAACCAAGAUUUUAGAAAAAGAAUAGAAUUAAUUUAAGAUUUUGAAUUUCCAAUAUCAUGUAAUUAAGUAGAAAUAACUCCAGACGAAAAGUAUAUAGUAACAACUGGAACAUAUGCACCAACAAUAAAAAUAUUCGAAACAGCCGAACUUUCAAUGAAAUGCUUAAGAGGAGUUGACUCAGAAAUAGUAAAGUUUGCAAUCUUAGAUUAAGAUUAUUCAAAAUUAGCCUUUGCUUAAAGUGAUAGAAAUAUAGAAUUUCAUGCUUAAUAUGGAAAACAUUAUAAAACAAGAAUUCCUAAAUUUCCAAGAGAUAUAACAUAUAAUCCAUAUACAUGUGAUUUAUUAAUUUCAGCAUCAUCAAAAGAAAUAUAUAGAAUUUCAUUAGAAGAAGGAUAGUUUCUGAAAAGUUUCGAAAGCGCCUGUAGUGAUAUAAACACUCUUUCAUUCAAUAAACAACUUAAUAUACUUGCAUCUGGUGGAAAUGACGGUAUAAUCGAAAUAUGGGACUACCGUUAAAGAGAAAAAGCUUCAAAUAAAAUAUUCAAUAAUGGAUAAGAUAUUACUUAUUGUACAUUUGAUUCUUCUGGUAUGGUUUUUGCAGCAGGAAGUGAUAAAGGACUUGUAAGGUUAUAUGAUAUUCGUUAAGAAAGCCCUAUAUUGGAAAUAAAGCAUCAUUAUAAAUUACCUAUAAAUACUAUAGCAUUUCAUGAAAAAAGUCGUAACAUAAUCAGUAGUAAUGAGAGAGUUAUUAAGAUAAAUAAUUAAGAUAAUGGAAAGGUAUUUACUUCUAUAGAACCUAAUUCGGGAAUCAAUAGGUUCUGUUUGUGUCCCAAUAGUGGGUUGCUACUUGUGGCCUAGGAAGAAUCUAGAUUAGGUACUUAUUUUAUUCCUUAGAUGGAUAAUGCGCCUAGAUGGUGUAAUUUUCUGGAAAAUAUUACAGAAGAAUUAGAAGAAAGUUAAAGUAAUUUAGUCUAUGAUGAGUUUAAAUUCCUUACUUAUGAUGAGUUGGAGAAAUUAUAGGCGACUAAUUUAUUAGGGAGUGCAAUGUUAAAAGUACAUUUGCAUGGGUACUUGAUGCAUAUGAAACUUUAUAAUAAACUUUUACAGAAAGCUGAUUUGUUUAGCUUUUAGGAUUAUUAGAAAAAUCUAGUGAAGAAAAAAAUUAGUGAAUAGCAGUAAAGUAGGGUCUCGAUGAAAAAUAAAGUCUAGAAAAAUAAUAACUAAGACCUGUUUUAGGAUAAGGAUAAGGUAAAUAAUCCAUUAAUGGAUAAUAGGUUUAAAGGAAUGUUCAUUAAUGAGGAUUUUGCUAUUGAUAAAAAUAAUGAAGAGUAUUUAAGAUUACAUCCUAGUGAAGGAAAUAGAGGAUAAAAAUCAGAUAAUUUUUUUGUAGAUGAAGAGGGGAAUUUAGGUUAGGAUGAUACUUUGUAAAUAAAAAUGGAUUAGAGAAGGAAAAAAUUAGAUUUGUAAUAAAAAAAAAUGGAGAAAAUUUAAAAAAGUAAAGCUAUUUAAAAAGAAAAAGCUAAGAAAUAUACAUUCGAAGAUAAAAUUAAAAAAUAAAAAAAAAAUUUCAAAAAUAAAUAAAAAUGA
Ichthyophthirius multifiliis is the source of this 1701-nucleotide messenger RNA. RefSeq names its product nucleolar protein 10, putative. The transcript has 2 exons. The record is from RefSeq and is a predicted model, not a curated record. Gene Ontology annotation, cellular component: nucleus; nucleolus; small-subunit processome. Gene Ontology annotation, molecular function: protein binding. Gene Ontology annotation, biological process: maturation of SSU-rRNA from tricistronic rRNA transcript (SSU-rRNA, 5.8S rRNA, LSU-rRNA). Lineage: Eukaryota; Ciliophora; Oligohymenophorea; Hymenostomatida.